Molecule: messenger RNA, 351 nt
Organism: Perkinsus marinus ATCC 50983
Lineage: Eukaryota; Perkinsozoa; Perkinsida; Perkinsidae
Exons: 2
Coding region: 1-351 (116 amino acids)
Source: RefSeq, a predicted model, not a curated record
AUGAUUCCCGUUGUCCUUUCGCUCGGUCUUGAUCCUAAGCAGGCUACGGCCACUACCUCAAUAGUCAUUUUCGCUACAAGCACCAGUACGGCUCUGUCAUUUGCAUUGGGUGGUUACUUCCCUCCUGCCUCGGACUUGUGGAUCGUUGUCAUGCCUUUUAUUGGAGCUCUUCUGGGCAAGACCAUAGUGGCAAGGCUCAUAGCAAAGACAGGGCGUAUGAGUAUGCUUGUUUUACUGCUUGGUACCGUGGUGAUUAUAGGCGGGAUAACCACUAUUUCUACUGGUAUCGUCUCUGUAGUUAAGGGUGCCCUCAACGGAGAAGAGGUUGUGCAGUUUGGUAGCUUCUGUUAA